GAAAACACCGGAUGUAGCGCAGCAUCAGGCAGAUACGGAGGCGGAAGUGAUUUGACGUAAACUUGUGAAGCUGGUGUGGACAGCAGUCGAGUAGUCUUGCAUUCCCCCCCCAUAACGUUUUAAAAAACAAAAGCGAAACAUUUUUCUCACAGUGUCACAUCGCUUCCAGGGUCCAUGAUGUUUAACAGACAGAACAGUCUUUGGAUGGGUGAUUUGGACCCAUACAUGGACGAGAACUUUGUGAAACAGGCCUUUAGUGCUAUGGGAGAGUCACCGUUAGGAGUCAAGAUCAUCACUCACAGGAUAACAGGUGGUUCUGCAGGUUACUGCUUUGUGGAGCUGGCGGAUGAAGCGAGUGUCGACCGCUGCGUACAAAGACUCAACGGGAAGUUGGUUCCAGGAUCAAACCCGCUGUAAAGCUCAGUGUGACAGGUGUUGUUAAACUGAGAGCUGCUUGGUGUUUGAAAUGCCGUCGGCCCUGUGUGUGCUGGCUGGACUGCUGGGCUCCCCUGUUCACCGGCCUGUAUGUGCUGCUGAAAGUGGCGAGGAAGCUGCUUGUACAUGAAUGUACUUUGUUUGAAGCUGGUCAAAAGAGUCUCUGGUAGGAACUAACUGAGGAAGGGGCUAAAGGCUGG
Molecule: messenger RNA, 635 nt
Organism: Austrofundulus limnaeus
Lineage: Eukaryota; Metazoa; Chordata; Actinopteri; Cyprinodontiformes; Rivulidae
Product: tRNA selenocysteine 1-associated protein 1-like
Exons: 4
Coding region: 175-417 (80 amino acids)
Molecular function (GO): RNA binding
Source: RefSeq, a predicted model, not a curated record